Molecule: messenger RNA, 1093 nt
Organism: Schistocerca serialis cubense
Lineage: Eukaryota; Metazoa; Arthropoda; Insecta; Orthoptera; Acrididae
Gene: Ppt2
Product: lysosomal thioesterase PPT2 homolog
Exons: 5
Coding region: 149-1015 (288 amino acids)
Cellular component (GO): lysosome
Molecular function (GO): thiolester hydrolase activity; palmitoyl hydrolase activity
Source: RefSeq, a predicted model, not a curated record
UGAUGAGUGGUAUAUCUGUGUCUUUCAUAAUAUAUGAUGUCAAAACACAUGAUAUUUGUUUGUAAAUAAAUAUUGCUUUGUCAUAUUUGUACUAGCGUACUAGUGUGAUUAGGACCGAAGUUCAUAUGUAAUAGAACAGUCUGGUAGAAUGCAUCUCCGCAGAAAACUGACUUUAAUACUUUCAUGUUAUUUGCUUUUCGCAACAGUUUCGGCUUAUAAGCCGUUAAUUAUCAUGCAUGGAAUAUUAACCGGAAGGAAAAGUAUGGUUUCAAUGGCUGAGCACAUACAAGAGGCUCACCCUGGAACAGAGAUAACAAUCAUUAACAAAUAUGCUGCCUGGGAAAGUUUGGCUCCAAUGUGGCACCAAGUUGUUGAUGUAGGAAGAGAAAUAAUGAAGAUAUCAGCAGCUCACCCAGAUGGCAUUAAUCUUAUCGGUUACUCCCAGGGUGGAUUAAUAGCUAGAGCAAUUUUGCAGCAGUUUCCAAAUCAUAAUGUGAAAACAUUUAUAUCUCUCAGUUCCCCACAGGCAGGGCAGUAUGGCACGCAGUUUCUUCAUCUGUUCUUCCCGAACCUUGUGCGUGAGACAGCCUAUGAACUCUUCUAUUCAUCACUGGGGCAGCACACCUCUGUUGGCAAUUAUUGGAAUGAUCCCUACCACAAGGAGCUAUACUACAACUAUAGCAAAUUCUUGCCGUAUAUUAAUAAUGAGUUGGAAUCACCAUAUAGCUCACAGUAUAAGUAUGGUCUCACAAAAUUAGACAAUCUUGUACUUAUUGGUGGUCCUGAUGAUGGUGUCAUUACACCUUGGGAGUCUAGUCACUUUGGGUAUUAUGGUGAAAAUGGAAGUGUGAUAGAUAUGAGGAAACAACCUGCAUAUGUUAAUGAUACACUUGGUUUACAAACACUUGAUUUAAAAGGAAAACUAUUACUGAUUAAAAUUCAUGGUGUUAGCCAUCUUCAAUGGCACAGGAAUGCAACUGUUAUUGAUAAAUUUUUGCUGCCGUUUUUAGACUGAAAUGAGUUUUAGAAUAAUUGUUUUUCUUGAAAUGAACAUUUAAUUCUAAAUAAAUAGUGAUUUAUUAUACAAGGAAUU